CUGAAUUCUAUUCUCUCAACAUUUAAUGCUACUUAAUUUAAUGGCUUCCCUCAACUCUCUCUUUGUUAUGUUCUUCUUCAUGUACUUUCUUCUUACAUCACUUGCAGUGCCAUUAAUAGAAUGUUCUAACUCCACAAAGCUUCAUCGCAGGUGGGUGGGGCCCUCCGGUCACCGUCUGAUCACCGUCGACGUCAGUGGUUUCGGCGACUUCCAGUCAGUUCAAGCAGCUGUUGACUCCGUCCCCGUGGACAACACAGAAACUAUUCUCAUUCAGAUUAGCCCCGGUUGUUACAUAGAGAAGGUGGUGGUGCCGGCAUCAAAACCGUAUAUCACCUUCCAAGGCGCCGGGAGGGAUGUGACGGUGAUCGAGUGGCACGACAGAGCAAGCGACCGUGGACAGGACGGCCAACAGCUUCGAACCUAUCAUUCAGCUUCUGUAUCAGUAUUUGCUAAUUAUUUCUCCGCCAGAAACAUAAGCUUCAAGAAUACAGCGCCGGCACCCAUGCCGGGGAUGGAAGGGUGGCAAGCGGUGGCGUUUCGGAUCUCCGGUGACAAGGCUUACUUCUCCGGCUGUGGAUUCUACGGUGCACAAGACACUCUUUGUGAUGACGCCGGCCGACAUUACUUCAAGGAGUGUUACAUCGAGGGUUCUAUUGACUUCAUUUUUGGCAAUGGAAGGUCAAUGUACAAAGACUGCGAACUACAUUCAAUAGCCACUGAAUUCGGGUCCAUCGCGGCCCAAGACAGGAAGACGCCGUAUGAGAAGACGGGCUUUGCUUUUGUGAGAUGCAGAGUGACUGGUACGGGCCCACUGUAUGUGGGCCGAGCAAUGGGCCAGUACUCCAGGAUUGUCUUCUCCUAUACUUACUUUGAUGACGUGGUUGCACACGGUGGUUGGGAUGACUGGGACCACGUCAACAAUAAGAACAAGACUGUUUUUUUUGGAGUUUACAGCUGCUGGGGCCCUGGAAUUGCAGCAGUCCGUGGUGUGUCAUGGGCCCGAGAGCUCGACUACGAUUCGGCCCAUCCUUUCCUUGCUAAGAGCUUCGUCAAUGGAAGGCAUUGGAUUGCGCCCUCUGAUGCCUAGAUUUCUAUCAUUCACACACAAUGCCAUUUUCUUUCUUCCUUUUUUUUUUUCAUCCCUCGUAAUUUUUUCAUUCUUUUUAAGAAAUUCAGCUAUUCAAUCUUUCAGAAUUUUCCACAUGCAUGGUAUCAAUCUGUAACAAUAGAACCAUUUGAGUUUCAUUCUCUUUAUUCGUUUUUUGUUUGGAAAUUUGCGAUACUGGUGUAAACACCACACAUCUGAUAUCAAUAAAAUUAUUGCUUUUGUGUGUGAGCACGUGCGUGCGUGCAUGUGUGUGUGUGUGUGUGAGAGAG
This is a messenger RNA of Ilex paraguariensis (yerba mate), 1377 nucleotides long. The record is from the annotation of a GenBank genome assembly. Lineage: Eukaryota; Viridiplantae; Streptophyta; Magnoliopsida; Aquifoliales; Aquifoliaceae.